CAGUGUCUUUGCUCGUGUCGUCGUUAGAAUGAAUGGAAAAACGCGAACAAGGAAAUGAUGGGUAUUUAAUGUCAUUCACAUUUAAAAGAAGACGACAAAAUGCCCGACAUAAAGUUACCUACAACGACGUCGGCAUGAUGAAUUCUUGGAGGUGCUUUGGUGCGUCGCUCCCUCACACAUGUCCAGUGUAGACGAGACUGCCUUAUUCUGACCCAGCCCACUGUUCCACAGGCCUCGCUAUCCCAUGGUGCACAGGGGCAGAGAGGGUCAGUGAACAGCCAAGGAACAAGUGACUGUGUCCCCUAUCCCCCAUAAAAAAGCACUUACCCUCUCUCCACUCCCCCCCCUUGGAGCAAGUCUCCAGGCCAUGCCCAAUCUGCUCAAUGCGGAUGCCUCCUUCAGCUCCAAGCAGGAGCUCCUGGACCUUCAGGAUGGGUCGAGUGUCGCUGCUCUGGACACGGCCAGCCCGGCGGAGUCUCAGGACGACACCCCAGCAGGCUCCAGCUCCGGGAGUCCAGGAGUGAAUGGACCAGAAGGCAGGGGUAACGGGGCCACCCUAACCGGACAGGGUUACGGGGAUGUGAGCGAUACCCCGUACGGGAUCAAGUUCAUCCCGACGGAAUCGGACCAACUGUGUGGCUGGGGCGCCCUGACACCGCGGGUGAUCCAGGCCUUCAACACGCCACGCUGGGUGCUCUUCUUCCUCUGUGUGGCCUCCUUCCUCCAGGGCAUGAUCGUCAAUGGCUUCAUCAACACGGUGGUGACGUCCAUCGAGCGGCGCUUCGACCUGCGCAGCUACCAGACGGGCCUGAUCGCCAGCUCGUACGACAUCGCCGCCUGCAUCUGCCUGGCCUUUGUGAGCUACUUCGGGGGCACGGGCCACAAGCCCAGGUGGCUGGGCUGGGGCGUGCUGAUCAUGGCCCUGGGCUCGUUGGUGUUCGCCCUGCCGCACUUCACCACCCCGCCGUACCAGGUGAGUGUGCCGGAGCAGACGGGCCUGUGCUCAGCGAACCUCACCAGCCCCUGCCAGGACAGCAGCAGCAGCCUGUCCAGCUACCGCUUCGUCUUCAUGCUCGGCCAGUUCCUGCACGGCAUGGGGGCCACACCCCUCUACACCCUGGGCGUCACCUUCCUGGACGAGAACGUCAAGUCCAGCUACGCACCUGUCUACAUAGGGAUCUUCUACACCGCAGCCAUCGUGGGGCCGGCUGCUGGAUACCUGCUGGGCGGAUUGUUCCUCAACAUGUACACAGAGACCCACCUGACGACGGAACUCACCCCAGAGAAUCCGCUCUGGGUAGGGGCCUGGUGGAUCGGCUUUUUGGCAGGAGGAGCGGCUGCGCUGGUCAUUGCCCUCCCCAUUCUGGGAUACCCACGCCAGCUGCCAGGCUCCCAGCGCUACGUGGCCAUGCGGGUGUCGGAGGCCCAUCAGCUGAAGGACGGGAGCCAGGAGAGAGCAGCAGACCCCCAGUUUGGAAAGACAGUGAAAGACAUGCCCAGGUCCGUGCUGCUGCUCCUCAAGAAUCCCACCUUUAUCUGCCUCUGUUUUGCUGGCGCGACAGAGGCCACCCUCAUAGCGGGAAUGUCCACCUUCGGCCCAAAGUUCCUAGAGUCUCAGUUCAGCCUCAGUGCCUCCGAGGCUGCCACGUGGUUUGGCUACAUGGUGGUCCCCGCGGGCGGAGGGGGCACGUUCCUGGGUGGCUACAUCGUGAAGAAGCUCAACCUGCGCUGCCGUGGCAUCAUCCGGUUCUGCAUGCUGUGCGCCCUGGUCAGCCUGUUCGCCAUCUUCAUCUUCCUCAUCCACUGCCCUAAUGUGCCUAUGGCUGGGGUGACUGCGCCGUACCACCAAAGUCCCCUCCAGUACCAGCACCAGUACCAAGACCUCCACAAUGGGUCCCAGUUUGAGGGGAACCUGACAGUGGGCUGCAAUGCUGACUGCCACUGCUUGCGGGAGCUUUAUAACCCUGUGUGUGGGGCCGAUGGAGUCAUGUACUACUCACCCUGCCACGCCGGGUGCAGCACAGUCAACCAAUCACUGAGCAGCACCGGGAGACAGGUAUUUUCCGGCUGCAGCUGCGUGAUGGGCAACCUGACGUGGGGGGAGGAGGGUCUCGCGCAGGCAGGGAAGUGCAGCUCCUCCUGCCAUCACAUGCCCGCCUUCCUCACCUUCCUCUUCAUCGUCAUCUCCUUCACCUUCCUGUGCAGCAUCCCUGCCCUCACCGCCACACUCCGGUGUGUCCCAGACAGCCAACGGUCCUUUGGUCUGGGCAUUCAGUGGAUUGUUGUGCGAACGCUGGGUGGAAUUCCAGGUCCGAUAGCGUUUGGCUCUGUGAUUGACAUCUCGUGCCUGCUAUGGCAGGAGCAGUGUGGCGACCAGGGCUCCUGCUACCUCUACCAGAACUCCGCCAUGAGCCGCUACAGCCUCAUCGCUGGGCUCAUAUACAAGGUUCUGGGGACCGUGUUCUUUUUCCUGGCCUGCGUCCUCUACAAGCCCCCACCAGAGUCCCCUCAGAGCAGCUGUGAAAGCACGGACCACGGCGCGGGUGACACAGGGGACCUGCCCGUGAAGGACCUCCCGCAGGAGAUCAUCCCCAAUGUACACGCCAGUCAACUGAAGAAAUCAGAUGAGUGAAGGACCCGUGGACGAAAGUGUGUUGAAAGUGUCUGGAGGCGGGACAGCAGAAUGGUGGAGAAUAUUGGGGGGGACAGCAGCCAAUGAAAAUCUACCGUCUCACUUCUGAGGCCCCACCUCCAGCCCCGGUUCAGCACCACCCUCAAGAGGAUGCUGCUUCAAACAAGGCCGGUGACUCUGCAAGAGUGAAGUGAAGGAGUAACCAUGCACUACAGUAAAAUGGACUGCUGGAAGAAUGCACAUUGCACAUGCUGUUAAAAACCUGUCACUAAGGUCAUUAUAAAACACAAAUUCAUACUUUUAUAUAUUUCUCUUUUUUCAAUUGUAAAGCAACAGUCAUGAAAGUGUAAAACUAG
Messenger RNA from Megalops cyprinoides (Indo-Pacific tarpon), 2988 nucleotides. RefSeq names its product solute carrier organic anion transporter family, member 4A1 (gene slco4a1). Gene Ontology annotation, biological process: sodium-independent organic anion transport; transmembrane transport. Gene Ontology annotation, molecular function: protein binding. The coding region runs from base 368 to 2632 and encodes 754 amino acids. Gene Ontology annotation, cellular component: membrane. NCBI's taxonomy places the organism in Eukaryota, Metazoa, Chordata, Actinopteri, Elopiformes, Megalopidae. The transcript has 14 exons. The record is from RefSeq and is a predicted model, not a curated record.